UUCGACGCGUGCAAAAGACUGGCAGGAACGCAGUGCCAAAUUGAUCGACAAAGAUGGACGCGGCCGGCAACACAGAAGCUUCCGCCGAGGAAUGGAAGAUCAAGGGCAAUGAACUAUACAAGAAGGGGGACUACAGAGGGGCUAUUGACAUGUACACGAUGGCGAUUGAGCUUUCCCCGACCUCUGCACCGUUCUAUGCGAACCGCGCCGCUGGAUACUUGAUGCUCCACAAAUACCAAGAAGCAAUUGGUGAUGCAUCCCGAGCGAUUGCAAUGGAGCCGAGUUUUAUCCGAGGGUACGAGCGAAAAGCAAAGGCUCAAGUCGCGUUGGGGGAAUUGGAAGCUGCCGUCAAGACGUACCAGGCUGGGUUAAUGAAGGAUCCGAAUAAUGCGACGCUCAUUAACGAGCGCCGUUCGGCUGAGAUGGCCAUGGAUAAGAUCAAGCGGGGUCGUGAGCACAUCAAAGCAAGCAAGUUUCGCGAAGCCGUGUACUGUUUUGACAGCGUGCUUACUACCUGCACGAACUCGAAUGAAGUGAAGAAGCUGCGCGCCGAGGCGCUCAUUGGAUGCGAACGGUACGACGAAGCGUUUGCUGUGUUGACACAGCUGAUGCGGUCGGAAUCGUCGUCGCCCGACAUCCUCUACCUUCGUGCCCAGUGCCUGUACUUCCAAGGGGAGUUUACGAGCGCGAUUCGCCACUUGCAGGAAGCGUUGCGUGCGGACCCCGACAACGCUCGGUUCGUCAAGGAAAUCAAGCGCAUUCGCGCACUCGACACACAAAAGGAAGCUGCGAACGACGCGUUUAAGGGAGGUCGGUACCAGGAAGCCGUUGAAGCGUACACAGCAUGUUUAUCCAUCGACCCUGCCAACAAAUCGUACAAUGCCAAGCUGCAUUGCAACCGCGCGGCGGCGCUGGCGAAGCUUGACAAGAAUGACGAAGCGAUUCGGGAUUGCGACAAGGCAAUCUACUACGACAGCUCGUACGUGAAGGCUUACCUGCGAAAGGCACAGUGUCUGAAGGACUUGGGCGGGAAGGACAACUUAGAGCAAGCACUGCGCGAGUACGAGACCGCGUCCAAGCUCGUCGGCGAAGACCAGCAGCGCCAGUAUGCUCAGUACAUUCGGGAAACCAAGCUCUUGAUCAAGAAGGCGAAGCGAAAGGACUAUUACAAGAUCCUUGAUAUUGGGCAGCACGCAAGCGAUGCCGAUAUCAAAAAGGCGUACCGCAAGUCGGCGCUCAAAUUUCAUCCUGAUCGACACGCCAACAAGACGGACGAGGAGAAGAAGCAGGCCGAAAUCGACUUCAAGGACGUUGGUGAAGCAUAUGCGGUGCUAUCGGACCCACAGAAGAAGCAACGAUACGACUCGGGCGUGGACUUAGAAGAUCUGGACAACGACAUGGGCGGCAUGGGUGGCAUGGGCGGUAUGGGAGGCAUGGACCCGAACGACAUCAUGCGCAUGUUCGGCAUGGGCGGCGGCGGUGGCUUCGGUGGCUUUAGCGGUUUUGGCGGAGCUGGCGGCUUUGGUGGGCGUGGUGGCGGCGGCGGCUUUGGGGGUCGAAGUGGACACAGCCAUGGAGGGUCGAGCUACCGGUUUUAGAGCUAGAUGCUAGUGAUUUCUGUACCAUGUGUGACGAUGCCACUGCGAUUAAUGAAAAACGUUCCAACUUUGGUUUCGCGCCUCCAA
This is a messenger RNA of Aphanomyces invadans, 1685 nucleotides long. RefSeq lists its product as hypothetical. The coding region runs from base 54 to 1598 and encodes 514 amino acids. Lineage: Eukaryota; Oomycota; Saprolegniomycetes; Saprolegniales; Verrucalvaceae. The record is from RefSeq and is a predicted model, not a curated record. Gene Ontology annotation, molecular function: protein binding. The transcript has a single exon.